UUUUCUUGUGGUUUCAGAGCGAGAGCAACUGGCCAGAGUCUGGCCACACGCUCACCAGAGGCACGAUGUUGUCCACACAAUAGGGACGGCCAUGGACCAGGUUGACCAUCCGCCCAUAAUUGGGCAGUGUCACGAGCCCUACCCGGCGGCUCCUACGCGGCGUCAUGGGCACUGCGCUCGUGGCCACGGUGGCUGUGGCAGCCCUACACGCAGUGGGAGCCAAACAGAUACACAACUUUGCAGGUCCUUGGGACGCCUGGCUUGAGAGAGCCGACAUGUGCAAUGCGAAUGCGGAUGACGAGAGGAUACAAGUGAAGUUUUCGCACUACAACCCCAACAAAAAGUUUGUACCACAGACGUGGAGCGGCUUCGCCAAUUUAUCGCGAGAAAUGGAUGACAGUUGGUGGGUCAAGGCUCCUUUGGCAAUUCGCAGCAACAACCAGUGGAAAGAAAAUGCUUUCGUGUUCUACUUCCCGACGAAAGGCUGCAGCAACGGCAGAGAUAUCGCUCCAGCGUGCUUGAAACCGUUCUUCACCAAGGCCGGCACACCCUGCCUAAUCAAGCAGCAAGUGAUACAAUUCCAAAAUACCACGAUGCCAAUGGAAUUUCCAAAGCUUCCACGCCUGGUAUAUGGCUACUACCGUCUAGAACUGAGCGCAGGGCCGAAAAAUAAAAAGUCAGAGUAUUGCGUGAACGCUAUGGUCCAUAUUAUCCCUAAAGUGUGAAAUACACACAGAUCAAGUGGACACAUUUCUAUGGAGGGCUCGGAUUCAAGAAUAAAAAUUCAAUUGAAAGGACGAUAUGGGAAUGUGGUGUUUGAAGUUGGCCAAAAUUUCAGUAUUUCACCUUUUUACUUUUGAAAACAAUAAAGUAGUGUUUAAGAAA
Molecule: messenger RNA, 885 nt
Organism: Frankliniella occidentalis (western flower thrips)
Lineage: Eukaryota; Metazoa; Arthropoda; Insecta; Thysanoptera; Thripidae
Exons: 5
Coding region: 165-725 (186 amino acids)
Source: RefSeq, a predicted model, not a curated record